ACAUUGCUUUAUACUCGCCGACAUUGCAUUAAAUUUUUGUUGAUUUUUUAUAACGUUUUCGCGACAAUUUUGCAUUCUCUGAUGAAAUAUAUGUUGAAUUUAAUUCACAAUUACGAUCCUGAAGCUGUUGCUAUUGAAUUAAGUUUUUCAUUUUUACUCGGUCUCCCCUUCAAACUAUAAAUAGAAUCGAACAUUGUUUUCGGACUUCUAAAAAAAAGGGUUAAAUGACAGUUUUCUGGAAAUCAUUUUCCAGUAUGUAUAUCUGUUAACAACGCUGGUUAAAUCUUAGUCUUUCUGGUGGUAUAUCUAUACAAAUUUACAAAGGACAGCAGAACCGUUAAAUCUUAUUGAAGCUAUUGAUUUUUAGUGAAACAUCCAAAAAAAUCUUACACGAGAGUGCUUUCUUUAAGCAGGGCAGUUUAAUUGCGAGUGAAGCGAUAGAUUAGUGGAGAGAAUCUGCAAAUUUAACACAGGCAGAUAUUCAUGGAGAUAGUUUAAAUACUUGUUAAGAUACAGGUUUCUGAUGAAAUUUCUGCAAAAUUUAGCAGAGGAGGACAAUAUAGGAAAAUAAUUGUCGAAGCAUUUGGGUUCGGCUAUAUAGAUUUGUGGCAGAAAUGCUAUACUGGAUCGAAAAAUGUCAAUUCGCCUGCCUUUACAAUAAACAUCGAGUUGAUUGGGUGGCGUUGCCUUCUAUGGACUGAAUGAAUUAAGCGUCUCUUUAGGUUGAUGAUGUAACUCCGCUCCUGAAAAACCUGUACCGUGCAUAAGGUCCUGAAUAUUUUUAAACUCAAUGAUUUGUAGAGCUUAACCUGUGUAUCGCUUCUUAUAAUGGCUCAGCUGCACCCAAUAUUUGGAGACCAAGAAACGGCAGACGUAAUACUAAAACUCAUACCCUCAGAGGGGCCAGAACUAUCUCCUCUGUAUCUCCAUUCCCAAGCUCUUCGAAAGUCUGAGUUCUUUGAAGCUAGGCUAUCAGAACGCUGGUCACUUGCUGAUGGUGUAAGGCCCAUAGAACUUACAUUGAGCGAUUGCCAAAAUGUCGAUGGUUAUGUAAAAUGCAUUCAGAUGAUGUAUUCUUUGGAGAGAUUUACCUUCUCCAGUGUCCAGGAGGCCUUGUCACUACUACAAAUUGCUUCAGAAUUGCUGUUCACAGACUGUUUAAAUUCAUGCAUGCAAUACCUGGAAGCUGUGCCAUGGAGUGCAGAGAAUGAACAUCAAAUUCGAGCCUCUAUUAUGUCAUUGCAAUUGCAUUUGUCCCCUGACUUAGCUGUUCGUCUUUCCACCUCUGGAUGUGUUCAGGACUUCAACCCUCUCAAUACCAUGGGAGAAAUUUUAAGUGAACUGUUGUCUUUAGUAUCAAAUGGAGCAUCAUCCAAGGCCCGUGAGAUUACAAAGAGAGUUCUGCACGACAAUAUGCAGAUAACCACCUCUCCAACAUUUGCAGAUGUGAAUAAAUCAGCUCUCUUCAGGGAGCUUCAGAAUAAUCUAGAUAUUGUCAAAUCACAACUCUGCAAAUUUGCCAACUACUUUUCAUGGAAUUCUUAUCAGAUUAGCAUUGCAAGUUCUGCUCUCUGUUGGCUUUUGGAUGAAAUGUUUGCAUUGGAGAUAGCUGACAUGGCUGUGAAAAUGAUUGCUGAAGAACAAGAACUUGCACAGCUGGUCGUUAGUCGAAUUUAUCAGAAUCCCUUCACAGAGACCUUAUUCAAAAUUCUAGUUCGACUACUUCGGGCUCUGCAGAUUGGUCAAGUGAUUUGUCAAAGAUCUGUCCGUCUUUCUCUGGUUAAAACUUGGCUACCUGUGAUAGCCAAGCUCACUCAUGAUGACGAGUAUCUGAUAAAGGACAAUGAACUGCACAACAGUCUGGAGGAAGGGAUGAGUUCUCUUGUUACUACUCUUCCUAUGGCAGAUCAAGAACAGAUCUUUAAAAUUUGGAUAAGUUCUUGCCUUAGAUCUAAGAAAGCAUGGCCUGAUUUGAGCACAGCUUUUGACAUGUGGUGCAAUAAACUCCGACAAGCGCAGUGUGAGAUUGAUCUGGGACCUUCGUUGCACUUGUCUGAGGCCAGUGACCCACAUAGUAUCAUUUGCUCUUCAAAGAACCAUACUUAUCCUUAAAAUUGAAGUUUCAAUAAUUGGAAGCCAUACACUUUUCGGUAAGUGUAUUUAUAUGUUAUGUAUCUAUUAUCCAUAACACCAUGACUAGCAAUGCUAGAUCAGAUCUGUGUUAUAGUUGAAUCUAUCUCGUCAUAUGGGCUUAGUGUAGUGUCAUGAGAGGUGAGUAAGAUAAAAGAAAAUGUGGUAUAUAAGCUAAUGUAGAGUAUAAUAUUGUGAUAAAAUAUGUAUAAUUUCAGUGCUCUAGCAGUCAAGUUCUUAGUAGGGUUGCAUAGUGAAUCCUUUUGCUGAUAACUAUCAAGAGUGUCAAUGUGAACCUGAUGUAAUAGAGUUUGCUGUGUGGAAAGAAAUUGAAUGCCUAGUAAGUGAAGUUAUUUUUUAA
Messenger RNA from Cryptomeria japonica (Japanese cedar), 2491 nucleotides. RefSeq names its product BTB/POZ domain-containing protein At1g63850. The transcript has 3 exons. Bases 829 to 2112 code for a protein of 427 amino acids. Lineage: Eukaryota; Viridiplantae; Streptophyta; Pinopsida; Cupressales; Cupressaceae. The record is from RefSeq and is a predicted model, not a curated record.